ACGCUGAAGACAUAACUGAAGUGUCGUUGUAUGGUGGCAGAACAGCGGACUAUUGCAAAGAAGUGAGCCUACUGAUCACACCAUCUUUUCAACGAAUGUAUUACGUCGCCACACAACUGCUCAAUAAUAGACCUAAGUCCACCCUUGAACAUCGAUUACGACACAGAGUCAAAUGUCGAAACACAACAAAAAUAUCACCACAGAUGAGAUCAGACCUUAAACCAGAGGACUUCUACGAAAAAUUCAACUACUCACAUAAGUCACGUAAUAUUGCUGAAAAAAAAUUGCAAGAGCUACUUACAUCAAUUGCAAAAGAGAGGAAUAGUUUCAAUCGCAGGAAGGCGAAGUAUUUGCUAGAUUCUUUUGAGUCGUGGAUAAAUUCAACCAGUUGCGAGCUGUAUUGGUUAAAUGUAGAAGCCUCACUUGGCAGAUUGACUCACGAAGUUAUGGGACGAAUUUCAGCAUACAAAACAAUUAAAAACUUUACCAGAAAAAUCAACGUUAAGGAAGGAGCUCUAAAUGAAUUUCCAUCGAAAAGAAUCAAGAAUAAUAAACCUGAACAACAAAUAUAUCCUCCAGAAACUAGUGGAAAGGCACGACAUCCUCUCCCAACAAAUCAAGAUCACGGUAAUGAAAGUGAUGAUGAAAAUAUUAGAAGACAAAGAAGCUAUUCACCACUUCACGUCGAGUUUGUAAAGGAGAUGCAUGAAGCUGAUGAAACCGAAGAUUACUUAUCCGAUUCGGACUCUGACUAUGUUUAUAGUUCGGAAUCUUCGUCCUGUGCCAGUUCCGAUAAUAAUGAUACUGUUACUCUUUCUACUGGAAAAAUUGUAGAAGAUGCACUCUACAAUUUUGGUAUUAAAUGUAGGCAUGAGCAAAAGAAAUCAUCUGGAAUUGUAGUUCUUGAUUCAUAUUUGGAGUUUUAUAGACAGAGGAUUUGGGAAUAUCGAUGGAAUGGAAGCCACGAGUCAUCUAGCUUGGCAUCUUUGAAUAGAAAAAAUCGUAAUCGAACUGUAUCUGCAAUUGUCUCAAUGAAGAGAAAAAUUAUGGGUAGGCGCGGAGAUCUUAUCAUUCGAAAGAGGUAUAAAGACCCCGAAGAUGAUGAAAGAUAUGUUUUAUUCUCUGUGUGUAGCUGUUGGGAUGGAAGAGAACAAGAUAAGAAAAUUACAAUCAAUUGGAUUUAUACAUGCGGAUUGGAUUCCCCUGCUGGCUAUACAUGUCGAGUGCUUCGAACAAAAAUGUUGGAAAUCUCUUCACAAAUAACACAAUUCGGCUCAAAGGUACUUCCUGUAAUCAUAUUGACAUGGAAGGCAAAGAUGAUUGUUAGAGAUAUGAUCGAGUUUGUAGAGAAAAAGCAAUAUAUGGAGGAUAAAGAAAAUUUAGGUAAUCAGCUUCAAAAUUUACAAAAUAGUUGUGAAUCCUCUCCUCCGCGAAAAAAAAUAGAUCAAGUUACUGCUUCCGAUUCCCCAAGCUCAAAGAACCAAGCUCAAAAAACAAAGACUAAAAGAAAUUUUAAGAAUAGUUUAUUAGAUACUACAGAUAUUUUUAAUCACUAG
Molecule: messenger RNA, 1556 nt
Organism: Scutellospora calospora
Lineage: Eukaryota; Fungi; Glomeromycota; Glomeromycetes; Diversisporales; Gigasporaceae
Source: the annotation of a GenBank genome assembly